AUGUCCGAGUUCUGGCUGAUUUCUGCCCCUGGCGAUAAGGAAAAUGUACAAGCCCUGGAGAGGAUGAAUACUGUAACUUCCAAGUCCAACCUGUCUAAUAAUACCAAAUUUGCUAUUCCCGACUUCAAGGUGGGGACCUUGGAUUCCCUUGUUGGUCUCUCUGAUGAGUUGGGAAAACUCGAUAUCUCUGCUGAGAGCCUCAUAAAGAAAAUGGCUCAGAGUGUGGUCGAAGUGAUGGAAGAUGCAAAGGGGAAGGUUCAGGAGAACCUCUUGGCUAAUGGAGUGGACUUAACAUCUUUUUUGACACAUUUUGAAUGGGACAUGGCCAAAUACCCUGCAAAGCUGCCGCUGGUGACCGUGGUGGACACACUAGCAAAGCAAUUAGUGCAAAUUGAGACAGAUCUGAAAUCCCGAACGGCCACUUACAACACUCUGAAGACCAAGCUGGAGAACCUGGAGAAGAAGUCAAUGGGCAACCUCUUCACUCGGACACUCUGCGAUAUUGUGAACAAAGACGACUUUGUGCUGGAUUCUGAAUAUCUCAUCACACUCCUGGUCAUUGUUCCCAAACCAAAGUACACGCAGUGGCAAAAAACCUAUGAAUCCCUCUCGGACAUGGUGGUGCCUCGGUCGACCAAACUGAUUGCUGAGGACAACGAGGGUGGCCUCUUCACUGUGACCCUGUUUCGAAAAGUGAUUGAAGAUUUCAAGACCAAGGCCAAAGAAAACAAGUUCAUAGUCCGUGAAUUUUACUAUGAUGAAAAAGAAAUUAAAAGGGAAAGGGAAGAGAUGACCAGACUGCUGUCUGAUAAGAAGCAACAGUAUCAAACUUCCUGUGUUGCUCUUAAAAAGGGAUCAUCUACCUUCUCGGACCACAUGGUUAAGGUAACCCCGCUAGGUAACCCUGAUAGGCUCGCUGCGGGGCAGACCGACAGAGAGAGAGAGAGUGAGGGCGAGGGUGAGGGCCCCCUGCUGCGCUGGCUCAAGGUGAACUUCAGUGAAGCCUUCAUUGCCUGGAUCCACAUAAAGGCCCUGAGAGUGUUUGUGGAGUCCGUGCUCAGGUACGGACUCCCAGUCAAUUUCCAAGCAGUGCUUCUACAACCUCAUAAGAAGUCUUCCACCAAACGUUUAAGAGAAGUGCUAAACACCACCUUCAGACAUUUGGAUGAAGUAGCGGCUGCAAGUAUAUUGGAUGCAUCCGUGGAGAUCCCUGGAUUACAAUUUAGUAACCAGGAUUACUUUCCUUAUGUCUACUUCCACAUUGAUCUCAGUCUCCUUGACUAG
This is a messenger RNA of Elephantulus edwardii (Cape elephant shrew), 1284 nucleotides long. RefSeq names its product ATPase, H+ transporting, lysosomal 42kDa, V1 subunit C2 (gene ATP6V1C2). Bases 1 to 1284 code for a protein of 427 amino acids. Gene Ontology annotation, biological process: proton transmembrane transport. Gene Ontology annotation, cellular component: vacuolar proton-transporting V-type ATPase, V1 domain; lysosomal membrane. The record is from RefSeq and is a predicted model, not a curated record. Lineage: Eukaryota; Metazoa; Chordata; Mammalia; Macroscelidea; Macroscelididae. The transcript is spliced from 13 exons. Gene Ontology annotation, molecular function: proton-transporting ATPase activity, rotational mechanism.